This is a messenger RNA of Scutellospora calospora, 354 nucleotides long. NCBI's taxonomy places the organism in Eukaryota, Fungi, Glomeromycota, Glomeromycetes, Diversisporales, Gigasporaceae. The record is from the annotation of a GenBank genome assembly.
UAUGUUUAUUUUUUUGAAAGUAAUGAAGUAUUAAAACAGUAUUCAGGUCUUAUUCCUAACUUGUAUGAGAAACUUUACUGUGGUUCUGUUAAUUUGUUCUUUGAAAAAAAGUUAAUGAUAAUGCCUUUUAAGAAUUUUAAUAAGAAGGUAACAUUUGUAUUUGCAAUGCUAGCAUUACAUAAUUUUGAUAAAGGGCUUAAAACUUUUGUUAACCACUUAUCAAUACAAGAUUAUGAAGAAUCUCUAUUUUUACAGAAAGCAAAAAUUAUGGAUGCUGAAAAUCAUCGAGAUAUGCAGCCAUGGCCAAAAAUAGCAGGAUUAGCUAAAAAAGUGAUUUAUGUAGAAAAUCAGUAA